Messenger RNA from Penicillium lagena, 1140 nucleotides. RefSeq lists its product as uncharacterized. Gene Ontology annotation, biological process: meiotic DNA double-strand break formation; meiotic DNA double-strand break processing; reciprocal meiotic recombination. The record is from RefSeq and is a predicted model, not a curated record. The transcript is spliced from 7 exons. Gene Ontology annotation, cellular component: nuclear chromosome. NCBI's taxonomy places the organism in Eukaryota, Fungi, Ascomycota, Eurotiomycetes, Eurotiales, Aspergillaceae. Gene Ontology annotation, molecular function: ATP binding; DNA topoisomerase type II (double strand cut, ATP-hydrolyzing) activity; DNA binding. The annotation marks the transcript as partial.
AUGGACCCCCAUCCCUCCAGCUUCUCCCGAGACGCUCCGGUCCGAGAAUACAUCGACACCACUCUUACAGCCUUGCUCCACCAAUUGUCCCUCCCCACGGCUGACAGCCACCCGGCCAUCUCGCUGAAACGCAGACCCAGCCCAGCAGCAUGCACCAUCAACCCGAGCAAUCGAGCGCUCGAGGGGAUCCCCAGCGUCCAGGUUUGGACAAGGCACUCCAGUCGGAAGAUAUGUAACUUGGUCACUGAUACGCCAUGCUUAGCGGUCGUCAUUCGAGUGCUUUCCAUCAUCGAGCAAGCUAUGCGCACGGGCAAGGUGAUCUCCAAAAGGGACAUAUACUAUAUCGACCCGGAAUAUUUCUGCUCUCAGACAAUAGUCGACGGGGUGAUUGACGACCUGGCGUAUACGAUUGGCGUGGAUAGGGCUGCAUUGCACGUUGAAGCUGCAGCAAAGGGGUUGACGGUGGGCUGCUUUCGUCUGAGGAAGCAUGCAUCGAGUGAAGUCGUGGAUGCUCAUUCGGUCUCAACGGUUGGGGGAAUCCUGAUCCCUCGAAUGGAGGAUGUGGACGACAUUGAUAUCUCAGGUGUUCGAUGGGUAUUGGUGGUGGAGAAAGACGCAGUCUUCCAACGACUCGCGCGAAGCUCCUAUCACUUGCAUGCGGCAUCGGGAGAGGGUAUUUUGGUGACUGGCAAAGGCUACCCCGACCUAUGCACACGGAAGUUCCUUCGUCGACUCUCUGACACCGCCGCACCCGAUCUUCCGUUUUAUGCGCUGGUCGACGGAGAUCCAGACGGCGUGGCAAUCAUGUCGACAUACAAAUACGGCUCCGCGGCAUACGCACACAACAAUUUCCGACUGACUAUCUCGAGACUGCAAUGGCUCGGUCUACGAGUGACGGAUGCAAUCGCCGGAGUAGACUCGGUGGAAGACGGUGUUCUGCUCUCAUUGACAGCUCGAGAUCGCAAGAAGAUCGUCGCCAUGCUGCGGAACAGUCCCGUGCUGGCACGUAAUGGGCCUGAGUUGGGGUGGCGGGCAGAAUUGCAGUGCAUGCUGAUGUUGAACAUCAAGGCGGAGAUUGAGAUCUUGUAUGAGCAGGAGAAGGGUCUGGAGGGGUGGAUUGACCAGGGGAUGAGUCGACAG